AUGUCUUGGAGGUGCUGUGUUUCUGGUUGUGGUUCCGAAGGAGCAGGCCAUGUAAGAAUUCUUUUCGAUAACUCUCACCCGGACUGGGCACCUUCACUACACGUCAGAAAUUCUUAUUUUGACAGGGUUGUACAGAGAAACAUUAGUCGACAUUCCAGAAGGCUUGAAAGGGAAUCAAGAACAUUGGAACAGAUCAAUGCUGUCGUAAACAAUGGAAAGAGUGCCGCCAAUAGACAAGAUAAUGAUGUGCCCAAUGCAGUGGUAAACAACGAACAUGAUCAUAAUGAAAUACCUCUAGUGUCUGAUAUGUUGGAAAGUGGAAGCAAUGAUUUUGCAUCUGAACAAGUUCCUAAUUUUUUCGGUGUAGAAAUCAGCGAUGAAUGUAACAACGGUGUUGAAAACCAACAUGAAGCUACUGGAGUCUACAAAAUAUUGGAACUGAUGACAACCCUAGCGGAGUUUUGUCGGGUCGGAUCCCGUGUUGAACCAGUGUGCUUCACCCGUGUGAAGUGUGACACUGGUGAAACACACUGUUAUUUUGCACCGGUAUUGUUCUAG
Messenger RNA from Daphnia magna, 558 nucleotides. RefSeq lists its product as uncharacterized. Lineage: Eukaryota; Metazoa; Arthropoda; Branchiopoda; Diplostraca; Daphniidae. Bases 1 to 558 code for a protein of 185 amino acids. The record is from RefSeq and is a predicted model, not a curated record. The transcript has 6 exons.